AUAUUGGUAUUAUGCGGCAGUCCGCAGAAUCUCGCACGCCGCUGGGGCAAAAAUGACCCAUCGUCGUUUCCGGCGGCGGGGGCGGACAACUUUCACGACGACGGAGGUGCCGCGGGAUCCGGGGGCGGGAUUGAAUGGCACGUGCGACGUCACAGCGUCAAAGCGGAGAGGGAUUGCAGUGACAUGUGAAUUCGACAACAUGAUCGGCUCCCCUCGGCUGGUGCGGAGCACGGACGAAGGGCGGAGCCCCGCCCAGCAUUUAAGAGCCUGACCCUCCCGAGUCAGGCUGCCUCACAAACCCACCCAUCCUCUCCUCUCAUCAUGGUUGCAGGCGUACAGAUCCUUUCUAACGCUGCGUCCGACGCUCAGCGCGAGAUCCUCACCGAGGACGCGCUCAAGUUCCUCUCUGCCCUCCACCGUACCUUCGAGAGCACCCGCCAGAACCUCUUGCGCGCUCGCGAGGACCGCCAGCGUAAGUGGGAUGCUGGCGCGCCGCUCGACUUCCCUCCCGAGACCGCGCACAUCCGUGCUGAGCCAUCGUGGCACUGCGCGCCACCCGCGCCUGGACUUGAGGAUCGCCGUACGGAGAUUACUGGUCCCACUGACCGCAAGAUGGUCAUCAACGCCCUCAACAGCGGGGCUAAGACCUUCAUGGCCGACUUCGAGGAUUCGAACGCACCGACGUUCGCCAACAUGGUGAACGGCCAGCUCAACCUGCGCGACGCCAUCCGCCGCCAGAUCGACUUCGACUCGAAUGGCAAGGCGUACAAGCUGAGCCAGAACCCGGCCGUCCUCAUCGUCCGACCCCGUGGCUGGCACCUUGACGAGCCCCGCGUGACUGUCGAUGGAGCGCCUGUUUCCGGUUCCAUCUUCGACUUCGCCCUGUACUUCUUCCACAAUGCCAAGGAGCUUGUUCAGCGGGGCACGGGACCGUACUUCUACUUGCCGAAGAUGGAGCACUAUCUGGAGGCGCGCCUAUGGAACGACAUCUUCAACUUCUCGCAGUCGUACGUUGGCUUGCCGCACGGCACCGUCCGCGCCACGGUCCUCAUAGAAACUAUUCCGGCCGCCUUCCACAUGGAAGAGAUCCUCUUCGAGUUGAGGCAGCAUUCAUCUGGUCUCAACUGUGGACGCUGGGACUACAUCUUCAGCUUCAUCAAGAAGCGGAGAGCAGAUGCCAGCGCUGUCCUUCCCAACCGCUCCGAUGUGACCAUGACGGUUCCCUUCAUGGACGCCUACGUGCGUCUGCUCAUCCAGACCUGCCACAAGCGCAAAGUUGCUGCUAUGGGUGGAAUGGCUGCUCAGAUCCCCAUCAAGGACGACCCGAAGGCGAACGACGAGGCGAUGGCGAAGGUCAAGGCGGACAAAUUGCGCGAAGUACUUGCAGGACACGACGGUACUUGGAUUGCCCACCCGCUCAUCAACAAGAUCGCCCGGGAGGCCUUCGACUCUCACAUGCUGGGCCCGAAUCAGUACCACGUCUUGCGCGAGGACGUCAAGGUCACCGCCAGCAACUUGCUCGACACCAAGGUGCCAGGCAAGAUCACCGACGCCGGCGUCCGCUCCAACGUCGCCACCUGCCUUGCCUACACCGCGUCCUGGAUCGGCGGCAACGGCUGCAUCCCGCUCAACUACCUCAUGGAGGACGCUGCCACAGCGGAGAUCACGCGCAUUCAGCUCUGGCAGUGGGUGCACUACUCCUCGCGCCUCGACACCGGCGAGAUCGUCACCGCGCCGUACGUCGAGCAGCUCAUCGACGAGAUCGCGCCGACGGUGAGCAAGAUCGCGCCCGCGGUGAAGGAGAAGGAGUUGCAGGUCACCGUCCAGUACUUGAAGUCGCAGAUCAAGGCCACCUGGCCGAGCGAGUUCUUGACCUCGGACUUGAUGCCGUAUCUGGCGGCGGCGGACGGUGUGGAUGCGAAGUUCUUGAAGGCAGCGCUAUAGGUGCAAAAUCAUUCCGAGCACGGUAGUUCUCAAUCAUGUAUUUUUAUCUGGCUAGAGCAAUGGAUAGCGUCAUGGACAUCAGA
This is a messenger RNA of Schizophyllum commune H4-8, 2027 nucleotides long. RefSeq names its product malate synthase. Gene Ontology annotation, molecular function: malate synthase activity. The coding region runs from base 322 to 1944 and encodes 540 amino acids. The record is from RefSeq and is a predicted model, not a curated record. Lineage: Eukaryota; Fungi; Basidiomycota; Agaricomycetes; Agaricales; Schizophyllaceae. Gene Ontology annotation, biological process: glyoxylate cycle. Gene Ontology annotation, cellular component: peroxisomal matrix; cytoplasm. The transcript has 6 exons.